UGAUGGCUGUCAAUGGGAUAUUUUUAGGCUUCCUACAUUUAAUAUUUUCGUUGACACAGCUUGUGUUCCAUAUGUAUGUAUAUUUUGAUAUCCAAUGUCAUAAAUGAUCCCAUUGCAUGAUAAAAUCUUAAAUUCGAGAAACUGAGGAACUCUCACGCAGAGGCAGCAGUACUCCCAGUAUUACUAGUAUUAUCCGUCAAUAACAGGAGUGAAGAUAAGUGUUUGAUUACAUAUAUUUUGAUUUUACAUUCGGUCAGGUAAACAAAAUAAUUCCCUCUUCAAAGCUAAUUCGAUAUUGAUCAAAUUAUGAUAAAAUGCCUUGAUUAUCAUAUAGUGAUUCGAUGAUUUAGACACAUCCUCCUUUCUAAACUAAUUUGUAGAAAUGACGAAAUACCUGUUGGUGAUUCUUGGUGUCUUCAUUUGCUUUGAGCAAGGAUUUGUGAGAGGGACCUGUUUGGAUUUCUGCGAUUCUGCUCGCAGCGGUAGAGGGACAAAAAAUUGUUACAUCAAAACCACAUGUAUUGGGUAUACAACCAGACGCUGUGGAUUUCUUUGGGGAAAGACGUGUACAACAGGAAGCUACACAAGGUACUUGUCCAAAAAAUCGUGCUGUCCUAUUUCUUGUAAAGUAAAUGGACAUUGGGGGAGCUGGAGUAGUUGGUCAUCGUACCAAUGUUCAGCAACGUGCGGUGCAGGAACACGGACAUACAAACGACGUCGAAAUUGCAACGACCCCACUCCUAAGAAUGGUGGCAAUAGUUGUCAUGGAUCUGCUGAAGAGUCUCUCCAUAAAUAUUGUUUAUUAAAUUAUUGUAGAGUAAAUGGCGGCUGGUCAAGCUGGGAAUCCUGGAGUUCAGUAAGUUCGUGUUCAGUCACGUGUGGAAAAGGUAUCAUGAAACAUACCAGAAAAAGAUUCUGCAACAAUCCCAGACCAAAAUAUGGAGGAACACAAUGUAGCGGGAUGGCAAAAGAGGGGACAACUAAGGAAUGUUAUGCUGGAAGACAUUGUCCAGUUGAUGGAAGCUGGGGAAAUUGGACUGAGUGGAUACCUAAAAGUCCGUGUUCUGUUACUUGUGGACUGGGUAUACAGGUAGUACAAAAGAAACGAAUGUGUGAUCAUCCUAAACCAACCUAUGGUGGAAAAGACUGCAUAGGAGAACCAGAAAAGAAGAUGGAAAAAGCAUGUUCCAUUGGCACCGCGUGCCCGGAAAAAGGUUCUAUAAAAUGCAUGGCAAAACAAUGUAGCGAGUAUGGUAGAUGUGGGUGUUCAUUUGGUUUCUAUGGAGAUGGAUUUACAUGUACAGGAAGUCGCGGAAAACAAUUUCUAGUACUAUUUAUGGAAAAUGCAAUAGACUAUUUUUCAAUUAAAGACCAUUUCUCGAAAUUGUACAUUGCCUCACGAAGCAACUCCAUUAUAUCAUUAAAAACGUCUUCAUCCCUACCCACAAAAAUGAAGAAUAAAUUAUCUAAGUCGUUUCGAGUAAAAAGGAGUCAAGCUGAUAUCAAAAUACCGGUCCAUAUGCGAGCAGUAGAUAUGAAAACAGAGAAGAAAGGAAUACUGGUAGAAACAUCUGAGACUACUUCUCUAUUUGCUGUGAAUCACGACGGGUGGUCCUCCGACAGCACCUUGAUCUUGCCGGUCGAAAGACUAGGUCGUCGAUAUAUCGUAGGGUCCUCGGCUCCAUUCAACUCUCGCUCCUCUGAUUAUAAUAGUCAAGUUGGUUUUGUUGCUGCAGAAGAUGGCACAACAGUAACAAUGACACUCAAUAUAGCAGGAGGACACGAACUUCGGUUCAAAAAUAAAACUUAUAAAAGUGGUCAAACAAUGCAAUUUCAUCUGGAAAAAUAUGAAGACUUUCAAUUGUCUGAUAGCCAUGACCUCACUGGUACGCUAAUUGAAUCAUCAAAACCGAUUGCUGUUUUUGCUGGGAAUAAAUGUAAUAAACUGAAUAGAUUUGGAUAUUGUAGUCAUCUUGUGGAACAACUUCCACCCACGAACAAUCUAGACAAAACCUUUAUAGUACCCCCAAGCCUUCUUAGAACUGGAGGUUUGAUUCGAGUCGUUGCUGUAUCAAAAACAAAUAUUGAGUAUCAAAUUGACGGAGCGAAAACAAAGAAAACAUUGGAAAAUUCACAGUAUUGUGAUAUUGAAGUGAAAGAUAAAAGCAUUACAUACAUAAAGGCUGACAAACCUGUUCUAGUCCUGAGUUUUGCUGUUCGGAUAGGAAGGCGAGGAGGAGGCGAUCCUUACAUGACAUUGGUUCCGGGACUACAACAAUACAUUCAUCAAUACCACGUAGCGAUCCCAAGAGGGUUUAAAACCAAUUAUAUGACGAUCAUGAUUUCAUCAAAAUCGAAAACGUAUCUACGAUUGAACAUGAAAAAAGUUUCCCCAAAUUCCAUUCUGUCAGACAAGUGUUUAACUAUCGACGAAGGGAAAUAUUGCACGAUGAUUAUUAAAGUAGGUGGAGGUGCACAUCAGGUAGAGACGACGGAUGGUACGCGGUUUGGACUACUGAUUCAUGGACAAGAUCAAGGUGAUGGCUACGGAUACGCAGCAAACGUAGUUAGUCCCGGCAUUGUCUGAUGAAAAAACGAACUCAUGAGAAGAGUAAUAUGUGGUGGUAGCUUUCCAAAUAAACAUACAUGUAUUUG
Molecule: messenger RNA, 2655 nt
Organism: Ostrea edulis (European flat oyster)
Lineage: Eukaryota; Metazoa; Mollusca; Bivalvia; Ostreida; Ostreidae
Exons: 7
Coding region: 383-2587 (734 amino acids)
Source: RefSeq, a predicted model, not a curated record